AUGACUUCUCUAAAUACGCGAUUUGCAUUUGAUGCCAAAAACUUAAUUUCAUUUUGUAAAAAAUGCGAUAGCCAAGAUAUUUUAAGCCAAUCUGAGGCACUUAUAGAUUUAAAACUGAAAGAUUUAGACACUCGCUGGAGUAAAGUAGAAAAGUCGUAUGAAGAUCUAAUGCUUUCUGAUCAAAGUGAAGAAGUUAAAACUACAGCUCAAGAGCAAUACGAUUCAUGUGUCGACAUGUAUUAUUUAACCGUUUCCAAACUUCUUGAUGUGAUAAAAACGUCAAGAGAUAGUAUUGCUCGCGCUAGCAUAGAUUCAGCCCCAUUGAACACAUCUAAUGAUCGGUUAAGUACAGGUCUUAAAUUGCCCCCAUGCGAUACUCAAAUAUUUUCAGGAGGUUAUGAAGACUGGCCGGCAUUUCGUGAUAUGUUCACGGCAGUCUACAUUAACCAUCCAAGGCUAACUCUCGCAGAAAAACUUUAUCAUCUUAGAAAUAAAACUACCGGUUCAGCCGGAGCAAUAGUAAAAAGAUUCCCUUUAACCGAUAAUAACUUUCCUCUAGCUUGGCAAGCACUUAAGUUGCGGUAUGAAAAUGUAAGAGUUUUAGUCGACAAUCAGAUCCGUAACCUUUUCAAUAUUCCCGUAGCUAGCGUAGAGGAUAAUGAGUCCCUACAAAGAAUUCAUAGCUCAGUUACUGACUGUUUAGCUAUGCUUGAUACAAUGAGUAUAUCAGUUGAAGGCUGGGACCCCAUUUUAGUCAAUUUAGUCUAUUCUAAAUUACCCAACGAAACAUUGGCUCAAUGGGAACAAUCAUUAAACGCCAGUAGAGAGUUACCAACCUGGUCUCAAUUAAGUGAUUUUCUACUUAAACGAUGUGAAGUCGUAGAAAGAAUUUCCACUAUCAAAGUGAACAAAUCUGCUUUCCUUAAUCAAAAUGAAACUCAUUCACAAGUUCAAAUGUACUCAUCCCAAGAAAAACUUAAUUACAAAUGCAAAAUGUGCGAUGAAGAUCACAGUUUGAGAACUUGUUCGCAAUUUCGUAAGCUUUCAAUUCAAGAAAGAGUUGAUUUCAUUUUCAAGAAUAAGUUUUGUAACAAUUGUUUGUCACAAUCUCACACGAAAAAGAAUUGUAUGAGCAAAAAUUCCUGUUUAAAUUGUGGUAAAAAGCAUCACACACUGCUUCACAUGCGUUCUUUUAAUCCUCCUCGGAAUAGCUCAAAUCAAACGUGUCCAAACAAAAACGAUCAAAACAUAAAAUCUGAUCCAAAAACGACUAAUUCUAGAUCCGUUGAGUCAAAUGAAUCUGAAAACGGUCCAGCAACCUCAAAUGCUCACAAAACUUUCCAAGUUAAUGCGAAUUAUGCCAUGAGUGAUACUAAAGUCUUGUUACGAACUGCAAUGGUUCAAAUAGAAAGUAGAGGGGAAUUAUUCUCGAUUAGAGCUCUCAUUGACCCAGGUUCUGAGAGGACCUUUAUAUCUGAAAAGGUUCGAAAUCGUUUAAAUAUCCCAUCUAGAAAAUCAUACUGCGAAAUAAUAGGAGUUGGCGGUCAAACUCAAGUUUCAGAAAAAGAAUGUGAUUUGGUUUUGGUCUCGCACAAAUCCAAGUUUCGGUUACCCGUAACUGCUAUCGUUUUACCUAAAGUCACGAAUAAGAUUCCCUCGGUUUCCUUUGAACUCCCUAACCCAAUUGAGCUUUCUGGUAUUGACUUAGCUGAUCCAAAUUUUAAUAUAUCUUCCUCGAUCGAUUUAAUCCUUGGAAAUGACAGUGAGCGUUAUAUAAAUCUUGAUGGCAUCAAACGAGAUGUAUGUGGCUCUGCUUCUGCAUAUAGAACGGUUUUCGGAUGGGUGCUUAGUGGCCCCGUGAAGACUCAGCCAAUAUACUCGUUUUCAACAUGCGUUGGUUCCACUGAAGACUUUACCUUGGAUGAAUUAGUUCGGAAGUUUUGGGAGCAGGAAGAAAUUCCAUCAACCCGGCCAGCUUCUUCAGAGGAUGAAUAUUGUGAAAAAUUUUAUCAACAAACCACAACACGCUUACCAAAUGGACGAUAUAUGGUCAGAUUACCAUUUCGACAGGAGUUCCCGGAAUCAAGGUUUCUUAGCCCAUCAAGAUUUAUCGCUCUUAGUCAAUAUGUUCGGAUGGAACAGAUGUUGGAAAAAGAUCCCGCGUUAAGCACUCAAUAUAACGACGUGCUCACUGAGUAUAUAACCCUCGAUCAUAUGGAAGAAACAACUUCUCGUGAGUACUUUUCGGAAAAUAAAUGUAACUCCUUUUAUCUCCCUCAUCAUGCAGUCGUAAGACCAGAAAGCAAAUCUACGAAGGUUAGGGUUGUUUUCAAUGCUUCCCGCAAAACUAAGUCAGGGUUUUCAUUAAACGACGUUCUUUAUACUGGUCCCACACUUCAAGCUGAUCUGAUGACAGUGAUAUUAAAUUGGCGUUUUUACAAAUUUGUUUUCAGCGGUGACAUACAAAAAAUGUAUCGUCAGAUAUUAGUCAAUCCCCAAGACAGACCGUUUCAGAGAAUACUCUUCCAAAAAUCCCCCCGGGAGGCCAUCAAAGAUUACCAGUUAAAGACUGUUACAUUUGGUAUAAAUUGUGCACCAUUUUUAGCCAUUAGGACAUUAAUCCAGUUAGCGUCUGAUUCCGAAGAUAAGUUUCCCAAAGCAGCUGAUAUAUUACGUAGAGAAACUUAUGUAGACGACAUUCUAACUGGUGGUCAUUCUCUCGAAGAGGUUAUAAAAUCCCAGAAAGAGCUGGUGCAAACUCUAGAAUCAGCUGGUUUCUUAUUAAAGAAAUUAACCUCCAAUAACUCUCGUUUGUUAGCUUCUUUUCCCAAAGAAGAUCUUUAUGAUUCUGAUUUUCUCAAAUUUCAUGAUUCCAGUGCGACAAAAACUCUCGGCAUUCGCUGGAACGCACUGACUGAUUCGUUCACAUAUACUUUUGAAUCUAUUCCUCAAGAAACAAAAAUAACCAAACGCAAAAUCGUAUCUUCAGUAGCCAAAUUGUUCGAUCCAGCUGGCUGGAUAUCACCCGUAGUCAUUAAAGGCAAAAUUCUCAUUCAGCAAUUAUGGCUGGAACGAAUCGAUUGGGAUGAUUUUGUCAGUACAGAUUCUCUCCGAAUCUGGAAUGAAAUCGUAAGCGAUCUCUCGCAUAUAAAUGAAAUCCAAAUCCCUCGUUGGAUUCAGUUCACUCCCGUUGAUACUAUUCAAAUUCACGGAUUCUGUGAUGCCUCCAAAUUGGCGUAUUGUGCAGCAGUAUAUAUUAGAAUACAAACAUCUUCUCCUGUCGUUUUUUCGCAUUUGCUAGUUUCCAAAAGCAAAGUAGCACCAUUAGCAUCUACAACUUUACCGCGCUUGGAACUUUCUGGCGCAGUUAUGCUAGCUAAACUAGUACAAUAUACGAUAUCUUCGCUUAAUAUGAAAAAUCACGAAAUCAUUUUAUGGUGUGACUCAUCGAUUGUUUUAGGAUGGCUUGCUAAGCCACCUUCAACCUGGAAAGAAAUCUAUGUUUCUAAUCGUGUAGGCCAAAUCCAUAAAUUAUUGCCAAAUGCAAAAUGGCGCCAUGUUCCAACUCAUUUCAAUCCCGCUGAUCUAGGUUCCAGAGGAUGCAGACCACAGGACUUAAUCAACAACCAACUUUGGUGGCAGGGCCCACCACGGCUUACAAACCCGGUUUCGGAAUGGCCACAGAAUAAUCCGUUGAAUACCACGAAAUCUCCCGAAAUUUCUAUUCUUAAGCAAACACAAACCCAAAGCUUAACGGUUCCCAUCAGUAGCUUUCAAACUACAGUCUCUUCCGUAGACAUUCUUAAAAGAUUCUCCUCCUACACGAGAUCGUUAAGAGUUCUUGCAUACGUUUUUCGAUAUAUUCGGCGUUUUAAACCUUCGUUUGCCAAUCAAACCAACAACUUAGCUGAUCACAAUUCUCAACUCAGUCAACAGGAAGUCAAUUCUGUAAAGUCCAGAUUAAUAAUGUUAGCUCAGAAAGAAUUCUACCAGCGUGAAUAUGAAUUACUCUCUGAAAAUCAGCCCAUUCCAAAAGACAGCUCUUUAUUCACAUUAAAUCCAUUUCUAGACUCCAAAGCAUGCGAGAUCAAUCACCAAGAGACCCAACAGUGCACCAGUGCCGACUCUGUGACCGUUACCACGCGCUACGGUUCUGCCGGCGUUUUUUGGCGAUGGAGUCAGCAGAGCGUUUUGUAG
This is a messenger RNA of Lucilia sericata (common green bottle fly), 4197 nucleotides long. RefSeq lists its product as uncharacterized. Gene Ontology annotation, molecular function: aspartic-type endopeptidase activity. Lineage: Eukaryota; Metazoa; Arthropoda; Insecta; Diptera; Calliphoridae. The transcript is spliced from 2 exons. The coding region runs from base 1 to 4197 and encodes 1398 amino acids. Gene Ontology annotation, biological process: proteolysis. The record is from RefSeq and is a predicted model, not a curated record.